Molecule: messenger RNA, 2630 nt
Organism: Haliotis rufescens (red abalone)
Lineage: Eukaryota; Metazoa; Mollusca; Gastropoda; Lepetellida; Haliotidae
Product: tetraspanin-8-like
Exons: 7
Coding region: 163-723 (186 amino acids)
Cellular component (GO): membrane
Source: RefSeq, a predicted model, not a curated record
UGGCGCUAUCGUACUUUCGUUUUGUGUGUCAGCGCAUAGAAUACUUUGCGUAUCUCAAAUCAGUGUGUUGGGUUUAUCUUGAAGUUCUGUCAAUGCUGUGAACAAGAGUGACAUUCUGGAAGUGCCAUUUUGGUUGCCUACACUGUCACUGUACUUGGAACCAUGAGAACAGGAUUAUGUCACACUCGGGUGAAGUAUUUGCUGCUUGCGUUCAACUUUUUGUUGUGGCUUCAUGGGAUGGCAAUCGUGGGUUUUGGGAUAUGGAUCCUCGUCUCAAUCCCAGAGGAGGGAUAUACUGAAAUUAAAGAUGACGAAGUUGACGAAGUGCUGAAGAUUGUAGGUGGCACGCUUAUCGCUGGGGGUUGUGCCAUCGUCAUCGUCGGAAUUAUCGGAUGUCAUGGAACCAUCAAGGAAAACCCGUGUCGUCUCCUUGGGUACUCUAUAAGCUUGUUUAUCAUCUUCGCCGGCCUACUGGGAACUGGAGUUGUGAUAAUCAUCAAAAAAGACAAAAUUGAAAGUAAGGUUAAAGAGACGCUGAAAACAAACAGUUCAAUUUUGACGGUCCUGCGGAAAAAGUGCCCCAAUGCGACCGAGGACGACGUGACGGCCUGUACAGCCACCAUCAUGAGAUACCCUACUAUAGUGGCUGGCCUUUCCAUCGGUUUUGCCCAAGUCAUGAUUCUUGGACUGGUGUUCUCACUAUCAUUCCACUGCACCAAGUGACGACGCACCACCAGAGGGACAAGACGAUGUGUGUAUUCACGACUGGAGAGAGAGCUUUAUUUCAGUAAAGGGGCCAUGGCCCAUUAUACAAUACAUCAUAUAAGAGUUAGACAAUUUCACGACUGCUCUUGAUUCACGAUGUUUCUGUCCGGCGCCAGGCAACAAACAAACACUUACUUUUUUAAGCAAAUUGUGUUAAUUGUGUUAAUUGUUGGUGCCACCGGCAGAGGGGGACAUGCUUACCAUUAUACUGGUUUUCAUUGACCAAUUCUAUAAUAUUCACAACUAUUUUGCCUUUUACACCCAGUACGUUAUAUAUUCACGAUGGCUUACAUCCGGCGGUGAUGAGCUGUCAUUUAUGUCCUCAUGUUCCUUGAAAGUGGAUAUAUAUAUCUUUAUCGAUAAUAUCGCCUUAGAAAAAAAAAAUAUUUUGAAAAAAUUGGUUAAAGACUUGCAUAUCUUCAAAUAUCAAAAGAACAAAUCACGGAAGCCUUUAAAAUCAGCCCUGCAGACACAGCUGUACUUACAUAUACAUUUAAAGUGUAGUUUUGUCCAAAACACUCAUGAUUUUCAAUGACCAGUUCACAUGAUUUUUAUCACACCUUUUACGCCAAUUUGUUUCGGGUGAUAAUUGAGACUCAUUAUUUUCAAUUGAAAUUAAUAAUGCAUAGUACUCAUCCAUAUGAACAUAUCUAAUGGCAAUUUCUAAAGCUUUUUCAAUGUCCGCAAUUUUGAAGAUCCAGCGGGACAAACGGGGCUCUUAUCACUCCUUGUCACUUUAAUCUCAAGAAGAUAUUCAGUUUGUGUAUUGAGUUCGUUUGAUCAACUGACGGGGUUGUAUGUUAUCUCGAAUAAUAGGGAAGUAGAAACAUUUCAUUUGUAUUUUUGUAUACGCCGUUGUUCAAACUGUAAAUAUAUUUGCGAGGGCGUGAACGAUCUCUAUGGUGAACCCCUAUACGGGUUUUCCAGAUUGGUAACGCACUGAGCCAUUGUUGUGUCAGAGUGAGUGAGUGAAUAUGGUUUUACGCCGCUUUUAGCAAUAUUCCAGCAAAAUCACGACGGGGGACACCAGAAAUGGGCUUCACACAUUGUACCCAUGUCGGGAAUCGAACCCGGGUCUUCGGCGUGACGAGCGAACGCUUGUUGUAUCAGAAACUAUCACCUGCAUUUACAUGUACAGUAAACUACGGUUAUAACGAACACGCUUAUAACGAACUGACGGAUAUAACGAACUUACUUUUUUGGUCCCGACUAUUUGCUGUAGUUAUGCUGUAUAUAUGCUUAUAACGAACUACGGUUAUAACGAACUAAAAUUAGUAGUCCCUUGGAGUUCGUUAUAACCGUACUUUACUGUACUUUCUUCUCUCACCCGUGGUUUCCGAGGAGGAAUAUAGUCCCCAACAGCCUUUGCUUUUCCCGAGAGGCGGGACUGCUUCCGUGCUCUAGUAGAUAGGCGUGUGCCUGGAGAGCAAAAGGUCGGUGGUUCGAUCCCCGGCCGCGUCAUACUGAAUGAAUUAACAGAUGGUACUUGUUACUCUUCUUGACCCUCAAAAUUGAGGGUCUAAAACAAGGACUGGUCGGUUCGGAGCAGUGUGCUGAGUGGGGUAUCCAUGUUAAACUGCAGCGGGGUAUUUCAGUGGGCUAGCACUAUACAGCCGAUAUUAGUCCGGACAAGUACAGACAGCCACACACACGCGCGCGCGCGCGAGCCACACACCCACACACACACACACACACACACACACACACACCGCUCUAUAGAACGUUACGCUUAAACCCCAUUUCACGUCACUUCACCUUAAAAGGCGGCUUAAUGGAUCGGGUGGUCAGGCACAGUGUACAGAACUAACGUUAUUUUCUAUCAUGUAUCAUACAUCAAGCAUAAUAAAGUAGUUUCGUUUCAAAUG